Molecule: messenger RNA, 2230 nt
Organism: Solea senegalensis (Senegalese sole)
Lineage: Eukaryota; Metazoa; Chordata; Actinopteri; Pleuronectiformes; Soleidae
Product: erythroid differentiation-related factor 1-like
Exons: 16
Coding region: 9-2213 (734 amino acids)
Biological process (GO): positive regulation of DNA-templated transcription
Source: RefSeq, a predicted model, not a curated record
CAACAAAUAUGCAGGACUCUGCUGUAUGCUCAGGCAGCUCUGAAAUCAAGAGUCGUGCUGUGGUCAAGUACUCUGCUGCCCCUCCUCCUACCAGCUAUGCCUUGCUGCAGGAGAAGACAGACCUGAAGCUGCCUCCUGCCAACUGGCUUAGAGAAAACCCCCAGCUGGGCAGUGCAGGCACAACUAUAUUAGGGUCCAGCAGCAAGAGCAAGCCCUUUUCCAGUUUUGGGAUGGCCUACGACUUCAUUGACUGCAUUGGCGAUGAUGUUGACGUGGUGUCAGACUCAGAGAACAUCAAGAAGCUUUUGAAAAUUCCCUUCAGCAAGUCCCACGUCAGCAUGGCUGUUCACCGGGUCGGGAGGACGCUGCUGUUGGAUGAGCUGGACAUUCAAGAGCUCUUCAUGAAGUCCUCUCAGACAGGAGAUUGGACGUGGCUGAAAGAGUUUUACCAGCGGCUAAUUGAUCAGAAAUGGCAGAGGAAAAAGAAAAGUAAAGAGCACUGGUAUCAGCGAGCAAUCCUCUCAAAAUUCCUCUAUUAUAGUAUAAAUGGUAAUGGAGCCGAGGAGGCUGUACCAGACAACUCGAAUGAGGGGGAUGUGAAAAAUGGGGCAGAGGAGUUCAGUUAUUCCUGGCUUGCCUCCUUCAUGAGCACACAGUCAGACGCGGAAGUGUCCGAUGCUCCCAAGGAGGGUUUAAGAAAUGACUUUGUGCGAAACAUCAGGUGGACGUUUGAGGAUAUCCACAUGCUGGUUGGAUCCAACAUGCCUAUUUUCGGAGGUGGUCGCUAUCCUGCUGUCAGUCUAAGACUCAGGGACAGCAAUAAACCAAUCAACAUUCUGACAGGUAUCGACUACUGGCUCGACAAUCUGAUGUGCAAUGUCCCAGAACUGGUUAUGUAUUUUCACACUGAUGGCAUUGUUCAGAAAUAUGAGACGAUAAAGACUGAAGACAUCCCUCAUUUGGAGAACUCGACAUUCUCUACAAAGGUGGUGAAAGACAUUGCCCAGAAUAUCCUCUCCUUCCUCAAGUCGAACUGCACCAAAGAGGGUCACACCUACUGGCUUUUCAAAGCUAGUGGGAGUGACAUUGUGAAGCUUUAUGAUCUUACUACUCUGUGCGAGGAGGCUGAAGAGGAGAAAUGUCAGAUUCCCUUCACUCUUCCUGUGGCUGUGUUAUUGUACAAAGUGGCAGGCAACUUGAUGCUGAAGGCGAGGCAAAACAGGAAGCACUACGGCACAAUCCGAAAACUACUCUUAAACUGCGUUGAACUCCUGGAUCAGGAGCGGCAUCCCCAGAACAUUGCCUCAGCCUACUGUAUGCUAUCAGAGCUGUUCCUGCUCGAUCUGGCUCCGGAGGAUUCUAAGGAUGAAGGGCAGUCGCUCCAGUCCGGGAGCUCAGAGGACAGCUACAGUGAUGAAGACAGAGAGGAAGAGGAGGAAGAGCUGACGGAGAACAGGGCUGACAACACAUCCUUCAGCAGCCGCUCCAGCCCACAGGACGAUAAUAAUGCCGUAGCAGUUAUCCCCUCUGUAGGGGAGCUGUUGGUCCCGGACAGAUACAGAUCUACUCACCAGAUCAGACCAAGUGAUACUUUACCCAUUUCUCAAGACAAGGAGGAAAAAUGUAGACACGUCCUGAGCUAUGUACUAAAGGGCCUUAAGGCAGUGGACAGCAGCGUUAAGCAGGAGAGUGAUCUUCCAGCCGCAGACCCUAACACACCAAUCCCCCUCAAGUAUGAGGACAGAGAUGCUAUUGGAGCCUGUGCAUCCGAAAAAGGCACCUGUCUUCUGCUUGAAAGAGCGGGGCCCAUGCAGGUGGACCAGAAGCAUCCGACACGCUCAGGGAUGAUCCCAGGCUCCUGGCAGCACCACAUGAAGCUACAGCUUUUCCUCAAAGCCUCCAAGGCCUACUAUGUCCUGUCUGAUGCGGCCUCUAAUUUGCUGAAGUAUGGACAAGCUUUGCGUUACAUAAAGCUCUCUCUGCAGUGCUAUGAUGCCUAUUGCUCUGUGAGCAGUGCACCACAGCUACAGGUGCUACACUUUCACAGCCAGUGUCUGUCUCUGUGUGGAGACAUCCAGCUGAUGUUGGCCCAGAACGCCAGCAACAGAGCGGCUUACCUGGAGGAAUACAGCUAUCAGACCAAAGAGGACCAGGAGAUCCUUCACAGCCUGCACAGAGAAAGCAGCUGCCAGGGUCAGUCACUAAAAACCUAAGGGCCAUUUACAUGCAG